Funneliformis caledonium is the source of this 2814-nucleotide messenger RNA. NCBI's taxonomy places the organism in Eukaryota, Fungi, Glomeromycota, Glomeromycetes, Glomerales, Glomeraceae. The record is from the annotation of a GenBank genome assembly.
AUGAAUCAAUCAGGCGGUUCAUCAGUACAAACUGAAAUCUUCCCACCUGAAAAUAUAAGAUUACAUACAAAAUAUACAAAAAGAUAUUUCACCGAAAUCAAAAUCAUGAUAUUUUGUUUUGUGGUAGGUACGGAUCUUGGUAGCGUCUUUAGAGUUGGCGGCCAGAUAAAAACGACCAUUGCGGAGCUCAAAGAUAUGAUCUACGAGAAAAAUAAGAUCGAUUUCCAAAAUUUUGAUGCCAACAAGUUGAACCUAUGGUUGGUGGAUAUUCCUUACGAUACAGAGAACAUUAAACUGAGAACACUUCAAAGCCGAUUCCGUGAUAUGGAGGAAGAAAAUAUUAUUAUACAAGAACUCGGAGGUAAAAAGUUGUCUCCAGUUGAUGAUAUUGGUGACAUCUUUACGUAUGACUCCAAGAAUAUCCUUGUAAAGGCCUUCCCACACAUAAAUAUUCUUUCAAUUGACCAACUUAUUGACGCGCUCGCCUUGAUUCGGAACGUCGAGGCAAUGGAAAGUGACCUUCCAAGUUCACAAAAUGACCCGUGCGUUAAACUGAAGAUGGCACCCUCUUUUUUCAAAAUAAAUUUGCCAAGCACCAUAACCCAACAAUCUGCCACACCGGUAGAUCUGUGUCUCCCUCCGUAUGAAUCGAAAUCUGGAAUGAACUAUCUCAAUCCAUUUUAUGAUGAUUCCCAAUUCAUAGAUACGGUUUCUCUUGUCCAAGAAAAGUUGAUAAACAACCCGAGAGACAUAACUAUUCUCGCAGGGGUUUCAGGAGGUGGAAAAACAUCGACAGCAUUUGGAAUCUCUAUACAACAUUGGACAAUAUAUGUUGAUUUUUCUCCUAGUGGAGGACAAUAUGGCGAUUUUGUGGGCCGGGAGCUUGAAAGAAUCAGAGCUAAACCACCAAUGUACGACCAAACUGAAGAACAGAGUAAAGUAUUUGACAUGUUGGACUUAGGAAUAAUCUCACGCGGACUUUUACUUAUCAAGAUGCUUGUUCAGGAAAAAAUUUCAACGCCAAAGGAAUGGCUGUUUGCACAGCUUCGAAUAAUGAAUAUAGAAGAAAUUACAGAGGCCUUGCGUGUAGAUAAUGUUUCUUUACUAUUUCGUUACAUCAUCAAAUGUCUCGGUGUGAAAUCUCUAAUCUUAAUAUUUGAUGAAGCGCAAGUCCUUUGUGGUCACGAAUAUGGAGAAUACAAUGGGAGUUCACAGAAAUUAUGGAAGAAAAAGUGGAAUCUCUUGCAGGCUUACAUUGAACAUCUUACCCAUCUUCCCGUUACUUGCCUUAUUGCCGGCACAUACAUGCAUAUGGCAAGCGGAAUUUCCCUUGUCACUAGUGUUGGAAAAGUCCCGGGUUUGCAUGUUCAUAUUGUGCUAAAGCUUCCCUUCCUUACACGAGAUGAUGUCCAGCGGAAUCUCGAUACUGUAAUCGACAUGAGAGAUGUUACACCUGAAACUUGCAACUUCCUGGGAUUUCAUCUCAGUGGACGACCCCGAAACUGUGCAUCAUUUGUUCGGAUGUUGAUAUCGGAGCGAGAAUCAAGGAAUAGAACGAAAGAUCAAGAGAUGCAUGAACUUAUUUCUUUGUGGUAUGCAAAAAUAAGCGAUGAUAUGGGAACAUAUUUGGAAAAUGCGUGUAAAUCUCUGGGUGCAAAUUACUUCAAUCCAGAAACAGCAAUUCUGGAUGUUCUUAGGCUUCGUGUUUUUUACAAUUAUAAGUUCAAGCAUGCUAUAGAACUACUUCAACAUAGCAUCAUUCCUUGCCAAUCACCAGAAUACAUUAUGUGUAGCCGUGAUGAUAAAACUUUUAAUGAGAUCCAAAUCAACCCAUCAUUUGAAUCUUACCUUGUCUCUGGCAUCGAAAUGUUUCUUUUAAAUAGAGGGAAAACUUUGGUAGAUAUCUUCGUUGAAUACAUUAUCCGACUCAAUAAUACUUCAUCAAUUGGCAAUGAAUUUGAUGCAGUCUUUAUUUCGGCAAUGAUCCAGAAACGUGGGUUUAAUGUACGGGAAGAGCUUAACAAAUGGAAAAAUGGUCAAGAAUUUAACCUUCCUUCAUGGAUAACUCCUACAAUGAGGUUUACGACAAUUUCAAAUCUAUCAGGAGGAGUUCCUAUAGUCGAAUAUGUUAAAAAUACAACUUAUUACGGUUCUUAUGCAAUCCAACCAGACAGAUUCUCAGGAUCAGACGCGGUGAUCUCUUUAGUAGAUGAUAAGCAAGAUGUGAUAUUAUUAUCGGCAAGUUGCACAAUUUCUGGGGAACCUGUUAAACGAGGUAAGAUCAAAGAGCAAGUAUUUAAGUCAUGUAUGAAUUUUCAGUACAUGGUUUUAAAGCAAAAGAGGAAAAAUUUCCAAAUUGAGGAUCAAGAGGAGAAAUUUUCUUGGAGAGAAUCAGAGCAACUUCAAAUAGGUUUUGGCAAUUUUUUAACACCCAAUGAAGAGGUCAACUCAGAAGAAAAGGAGGAGGAAGAUCUUAAUUAUGAUGAUUUGGAUUAUGACUUGGACUACACCAAAAACACGGAAAAUUAUCAGAUAUCUAAGGUCUCUGAGCAUGCAAAAAAUCAUGAGGAAAUCAAAAGUUCCACAGUGGGUAAAAAACAUAUUUAUGUUUCAGUGGAACUUCCACAUAGAGCUGGCAAAAGAUCAAAGUUGUUUCGGUUCAAUGAAUAUGGUGACCUCGUGAUUAUUGUGGAUGAUCGUAACAUAGAAUGUGUUUUUGGACCAGUCAUUAAGAAGCUAAUGAAAAAAAUUAGCUAUAAAGAAAAUCAAGAAAAUUCGAUGAAUCAAAAAGAUUUGAUGGAUGAAACGGAAUAG